ACGUAACUUGUAAUUAACUUGAUUUGCUGAAAAAAUGUUGAGUUUGAGUAAAUGUUGCGUCGUUUUGCCACCUUUUCCAGUCUUGUUCAGCGAUGUUGAGCGUUGUUCAGUUGAUUUUGAAGGCCGUCAAAAAUGUUCAGUGGACAGGAUUAAAUUUCUUUUGUUCACAGAUGUUGUAGAGAAAUGUCCAGUCGUUUUGCCACUCUACUGAACAUUGCCCAGUCAAUGGCGCACGUGCAAUUGAUGCAAUGGAUUGGAUUUGGCGCGAAUUCAUUUCCCAAAAUUUUCUGGAUGUCCACACACUGAACAAAGUGAGCAAUGUCCAGUGCAAAUGUCCAGACGAAUCAAAUCCUAUCUAACAGUAAGGGUUUCAGAUUUUCCAUACAGGCUGCACGAAGGGGAAUGCCCUUGUUUCAAGGUUAAGUCACGAGACUUCAAAGAAAUAACAUCGAUGCAAUUUGAAACCAACUUCCAAAUGAAGAAGAUCACGAGACAUAAGCCUUCAAUAGCGUUGGGCUUGAUUCAGAAUGCGAUCUACACUGUACAGCUCUUUCAACGGAAAACGUCUUGUAAGGAAACAAGAUGAGCUGCUGCUCGCAAGCAGAAAUAGGUGCAGGCGAAGAUAACGCUUUGGUCGAAAGCUACCAACAAAGAUUUCGAAAUGGACGCCAAAAAAAAGACCAAAGUCGUGGAGAAAAAGCAUUCAUUGCCAUCUUAAAAACUGUUUAUUGUACAGCAGGCUACUGGGUGCCUUCGAGUUGCUGUUACAUGUACGUGUUAUGGUUGCUGUGUUUGUCAUGUUUCCAGCUUGUGUACGACCUGUUCACUGUCUUCAACUGUCCGAAUUUCGACUGCCGCUUUCUUAUAGACACCAAAACCCAUACAAACCCGAUGCGAAAGGCUCAAAAUGCUGCAUAUACGUUGGCCUCGAUCGGUGGUCUCUUUUCGUAUGUGUUUAUGAUUGCAACACUGUACGUAGCAAGGAACAAGAAGAAAAACGCUCUCGGCCCGACGGCAAUCAAAAAAGAUAUCAGCAAGAGCAGGCUCUGUACCUUGGUGUUGCUCCUGGUUAUUAUUGGUACAUGCUAUGCGGCCUCUGUGUCGAUGUUCUACUAUCUAGUCCGGAAUCAGAUCUCGUCCCGGAAAUUCAUCCUUCUGGCAACAGGUGUAGGAUCACAGCUGAUAACUCAAUGGACCGGAUUAGUGGCCUGCUUCGUGUUUGCAGGAUCGUCGCUUGCUCUGGGGGCCUUUUCAAGAGAUUUGGAGACAAGGAUAAAGGCUAUGGAGACAGAAAAUGUGAACUCUUCCAUCGUCAUGCACCAAGAAUUCGCUAGGAUCGUUAGUGAUACAGUGGAUUCCUUUUCGCUAUGGUUCGUCUUCCAUUGGAUCCUGUAUGGGCUAACGACCAUUGUUGCUUUGGUUGUUGUCGCAAGCCAUUUUGGGAAUGAACAUAACGUCAUUAAAGAGAUCUACUUGUGUUUCUUUCUGGGAAUUCACUUGUUUAUGUUCGUGUUUCCUUGUGUCUGCGCAGCUUACAUCACAAGUACUUGCAACGGCGUCAUUUCCAGGCUGAACAACACAUCUGAAGACGACUGGCCAGACCGGCACAUCUUUCGAGACCGUGCCAAAUUACAGCUUUUUAUUUCCUACGCCAGGGACAGUUCGGUUGGUUUCAGAAUUGGAAGAAUUACGUUCACAUCCACCCUGGCCUGGUUCUCAUUUUUCCUUGGAAGCUCUGGCCUUCUGUUUAGAGUCUUUUAACUGACAGUGACAAAAAAAAAGGACGGACCAAGCCCAUAUUUAUCAUUAGGAUCAGAGCUUACUUUGAGCCAUUAUUAUCUGUCAUUUUAUACUGUAAGGAGUGUCGGACAAAAACACUAAAGUGCACUAUUUCAGCGCUUCCAUGCCAGCUUCAAAUUGUACAUCUUAAGCAAUAUUGUAAGUAUGUAAGUAUUCUUUUUGACUUAAUUCGGCAAGUGUAUAUUAACAUUGAGGUCUGGCAUCGAGAAAACCUAAAACAGUAA
Messenger RNA from Rhopilema esculentum, 2024 nucleotides. RefSeq lists its product as uncharacterized. NCBI's taxonomy places the organism in Eukaryota, Metazoa, Cnidaria, Scyphozoa, Rhizostomeae, Rhizostomatidae. The record is from RefSeq and is a predicted model, not a curated record.